Messenger RNA from Exaiptasia diaphana, 1762 nucleotides. Its product is annotated as Golgi pH regulator. Gene Ontology annotation, cellular component: membrane. NCBI's taxonomy places the organism in Eukaryota, Metazoa, Cnidaria, Anthozoa, Actiniaria, Aiptasiidae. The record is from RefSeq and is a predicted model, not a curated record. The transcript has 2 exons. Bases 152 to 1522 code for a protein of 456 amino acids.
UCUUGCAUCAUUUGRGAUUUGGGCUAUUUGGAAUCUUUCGUUCAAAUCUCGCUGAAAGUUCGUGAAGGGCUCGUAUAGAAAAGUUAACGUUCGAUUUAUCAUCGGUAAAACCUCGUUCUCGAAUCGAAGCAGAACGUGGCAUCUUUGGAAAAUGGCAUUUGCUGGAGAUUUUGCGAUAGUAUUUUUCUCUCAAUUGCUUUUCUUUGGAAUGGGAUGGAUAUUUUUCAUGAGAAGACUUUUCAGAAACUAUGAAGUSCAUCAUYUAGCAGUACAGAUAGUAUUCUCGAUCACUUUUGCUUUGUCAUGCACUAUGUUUGAACUGAUCAUUUUUGAAAUCCUUGGAAUCCUGGACAAGAACUCUCGAUAUUUUCAUUGGAAAGUUGGCAUUUUUUCGAUGCUUUUUACUCUCAUAUUUCUYCUUCCGUUCUACAUCUCUUACUUYUUGGUGAAGAACAUUAGUUUUGUGACAAAUAGAGUUUCAGUGGUCGCUCUUGCUUCUGGGUUUUGGUUGGCAUUUCUUUAUUUGUUCUGGAAGAUUGGAAAUCCAUUUCCCAUCUUGAACCCUAGGCAUGGUAUAUUUUCAAUUGAACAAGGAAUCAGUAGAGUGGGAGUGAUAGGCGUAACUGUUAUGGCUAUUUUAUCAGGAUUUGGUGCAGUAAACUGCCCAUAYACAUACAUGACAUUCUUUAUGAGACAUGUGACUGACUCUGACAUUCAAUCCCUGGARAAAAGACUUGCUCAAACUAUGGAUAUGGUUCUCAGUAAGAAAAAGAGGAUUGCAUUGGCUAGGAAAGAAAGUCAAAGGUUUGCUGCAUCUUCACAGGUCAAAUCAGGUCUUUGGGGAAUGUUUAGUAAUGUAUCUAGCAGGAUGGAGAAUACAUCACAUCUUCAGACAGAAGUUGAUGCCAUGGAAGAGCUUAGUCGCCAGCUGUUUCUUGAAAUUGUUGAUUUGCAUUGUACUCGACAGAGAAUGGAAUUCUCAAAAACCUUACAGGGAAAAUAUUUUGAUUUCUUAGGACAUAUCUUUUCGGGUUACUGCAUCUGGAAGAUCUUCAUCUCUACAGUGAACAUUGUAUUUGAUCGUGUUGGCAAAGUUGAUCCAGUAACACGAACUAUUGAUAUCACUGUGAAGUAUUUGGGAAUGCAGUUUGACGUUUUAUUUUGGUCACAGCAAUUUUCGUUUCUCUUAAUAGGAAUCUUAAUAAUUACCUCAAUUCGUGGUCUUCUAAUAACUUUCACUAAAUUUUUCAAUGCCAUGGCAAGCAGUAAAUCAUCCAAUGUGAUUGUUUUGGUUCUUGCWGAAAUCAUGGGCAUGUACUUUGUGUCUUCAGUWCUUCUAAUGAGAAUGAAUAUGCCAGUUGCAUACAGAGAAAUAAUUACAGAAGUGCUUGGACUUCUGCAGUUUAAUUUCUAUCAUCGAUGGUUUGAUGUCAUUUUUCUUGUAAGUGCUUUGUCAAGUAUUGGCUUCUUAUACUUGGCCCACAAACAGGCUCCAGAAAAACACAUGAACGAUUAUUUUUAAGUUUGUUGUUAACUUGAGCAAGACAGUUAUACUGAAAACUUUCUUAGACUGAAGGCAAACUUACAUGAGAGUAAUGCAUGACAUAAUUAUUUAUGUAUUUCAUUGAAACAAAUAAGAUGUGUGCCUCAUGAAAUGAACAGCUAUGAAACUAAAUAGAUAUCGGAAUCAAGUUGUUCUACAAUUUUCUUGUGUUUUUCUUGUGGUUAUAUUACAUUUAAAAGAAUAAACACASUCAAACAA